CGGUGCAGUCGCGCGACCUGCUCCGUGCUGGACCGGGAGGCGGACAGAGUUUGAGGCGGCUGAGCGGUGACCGCGCGUCCGAGUGGGAACUACCUGGAGACCCGCUGCUGACAGCUCCCGGACCUUGUGUUUGUUGCUCGGGUCGUUUUUUUUUCUCUUAAAAACAAACAAACAAAAAAAAACAACAAAACAAAAAAACAUUGCUGCCCUGUCCCGGUGCUCCGUCCACCUCCACCCCAACAUCUCCCCACGCGUGCCACCAGCGGAGGAUGCUGCUGCUGCUGCUGCCGCUGUCCGUAGAGCCCGGGCGGCGGUAACGUUUCUGCGGAGUAACUGAGUGACCCAACUCCUCCCCACCCCUCCUCGCCCGGACGGGUCUGCCCCCACCCCCUCCUCCUCCUCCCCGGCUGGACUCCAGUUCCAGCCGCUCCUCCGGUGAGAGGAAGGACUGUCGGGCUGACGCGCAGCGCUGAUCACGACACUCAGAGUGGACAGAGAUUUGAGAGAAAUUGGAGUAAUAACCACCCCUGGCUGUCUGACUGGAUUGUUUGGUUUAUUUAGAGAUUUGAUUUUCGGGAUUCUUAUAUUUCUUUUUUUUUCCCCGGGAGGUCUGGAGCGGCUCCGUCUUGGUACCGAGGAGGAGCGGAGCCUGUAGCCAGGCUGGAGCGCUCAGAGCCGGGGAACCGCGCAGCUCUUACCCGGUCCAGAGCGGUGUUUUCUGGCAGAGACAUGGCGGCGCCAAGGUGUGAAGCUUUGUUCUUUUUAGCUGCCUUCCUGCUGGUGUCUUGCAGCGCCGCGCCCAGUGACAUCCUCUAUCGGGUUCUUGAGGAGCGACCGCCCAACACGCAUAUUGGCAGCCUGGCGACAGACCAGGGCCUGCCCAAUGCCGGUCAUCUCUACAAGCUGGAGGUGGGUGCGCCGUACCUGAGGGUCGACGGCUCGACCGGUGACAUCUACACCACCGAGAUCCCCAUCGACCGUGAGACACUGAGAGACUGCCGCAACCUGUUCGAGGGCGACAAAUGCUACCUGGAGUUCGAGGUGUCGAUCACUGACAUGGUGAAGGGUAUCGGCAACGGGCCGCGGCUCAUUGAAGGUCGAAUCGAGGUCCUGGACAUAAAUGACAACACGCCGCAGUUCUCCUCGCCUAUCCUGACUCUGUCCAUUCCCGAGAACACGCACAUCGGCGCCCUCUUCUCCAUCCCCAUGGCCACUGACAGAGACUCGGGGAGCAACGGCGUGGCAGAUUACUCUCUGAGCAGUAGCACCGGAUCAGACGCUGACCAGCUCUUCAGCCUGCAGGUCGCCGUGGACGCGGAGGAGAAGCUGCCGCAGCUGGUCGUGAUGGGCAACUUAGAUCGUGAGAUAAAGGACUCGUAUGACCUGAACAUCAGGGUACAGGAUGGCGGGAAUCCUUCGAGGGGCAGCAGCGCUCUACUGAGAGUUACGGUGACCGACCAGAACGACUGCACUCCGAAGUUUGAGAAAAGUCACUACGAAGCUGACCUACCAGAAAACAGUCCACCGGGACACUCUGUACUGCAGGUCAAAGCCAACGACGCAGACACUGGCCUCAAUGGAGAGAUAGACUACAGCCUCCAUCAAGCAUCAGAAUCUGUCCAAAGGCUUCUGCGCAUUGACCGCGCAACAGGCAUCGUCUACGUCAAAGGUCUUGUGGACAGAGAAGAAGAAAACUUUCUCAAGUUCUUUGUGGUGGCAAGAGAUCGUGGACCCAAUUCCAAGAGUUCCAAGGUCCUUGUGACCGUACACGUCAAGGACCAAAAUGACAAUGCACCAGCCAUUGAGAUCCGUGGUAUUGGCUUGGUAACACAUCACGAUGGUGUGGCCAACAUUUCUGAGGACAUGCCUAUUGGUACACCAGUGGCACUGGUCCAGGUGUCAGACCGUGAUGAGGGGGAAAAUGCUGUGGUGACAUGUGUUGUUGCUGGUGAUGUUCCAUUUCAGCUUCGUCCCGCAAGUGAGUCAGCCAACGAUCGGAAGAGAAAAUACUUCCUGCAGACAACAACCCUGCUGGAUUAUGAGCGUAUUAAGGAUUACAGGAUUGAAAUAGUCGCUGUGGAUUCUGGAAACCCAGCUCUGUCCAGCACUAACGCUCUCAAAGUCCAGGUUACAGACAUUAAUGAUAAUGCACCAAACUUUUCCCCUUCAACUGUUGAGGUGGACUUUGCAGAAGGCAACCAGCCAGGAGACAAAGUUCUAGACAUUGUGGCGACAGAUGCAGACAGCGGCACAAACGCAGAGUUGUUCUAUAGCAUCACUGAGCCAACAGCCAGAAGGCUCUUUAAAAUUAAUUCCAGCACUGGAGAAGUUCGUGUGAAUCACUCAUUGGAUCGGGAAGAAAAAGAGCGUUAUGAAUUCCGUGUAACUGCAGCAGACAAGGGUGUGCCUAGUAAAACCGGCACUGCCACGGUGGUGGUAAAUGUUCUAGAUUGCAAUGACAAUGACCCAAAGUUUACACUGAAUGGCUAUAGCUUCUCUGUCAUAGAGAACAUGCCUCCACUCAAUCCUGUUGGUGUAGUGACAGUCAAUGAUGCAGAUAAGGAUGAGAAUUCCCAAGUCAGGCUGUUUGUGGAACAGGACAAUGGCAUGUUUGUCAUCCAGAAUGGCACAGGAACCAUCCUGUCAAGCAUCUCCUUCGACCGUGAAAAGAAGAGCACCUACACGUUUCAACUAAAGGCUGUGGAUGGUGGUAACCCACCUCGAUCCUCCUAUGUGGGUGUGACCAUCAAUGUGUUGGAUGAAAAUGAUAAUGCCCCAUAUGUUACCAGGCCGUCUAACUCGUCCUUUGUACACCUACCGGUUGGGACCCGACCAAACACACACGUGGAGGUGGUAAAAGCUGAGGACAUUGAUGCUGGACUCAAUGCUGAGCUAGAGUAUACCAUCAUAGGUGGAAAUCCAUAUGAUCUGUUCCAAAUAUCUACCAAUGAUGGGGAAAUCACAGCAGCACAAGAAUUAACCCCCAAGUACAAUGGGCUACAUCGGCUGGUAGUGAAGGUUGUUGAUAAGGGCAAACCUCCUCGUAACACCAUUGCACUAGUUCAUGUUUUUGUAAAUGAAACAAAAUCAAAUGUCUCCCUCAUUGAAGCGCUGGUUGGACACAGCCUCUACACCCCUUUGGACAGGGACAUUGCCGGAGAUCCCAACUAUGCCUAUUCUCAGCAAAGCAAUAUUCUGUACGGCAGUCUUGCCGGUUUUGCUGUUGUCAUUUUAGUUAUAGUUGCCGUGGUCCUCAUCAGACGCUGGGUACAGAAGGAUACCAAGAGUGGUUACCAGGCCGGCAAAAAGGAGAGUAAGGACCUGUAUGCCCCAAAGCAGGGCCCUAAAAAUGGCAAAGGGAAAAAGAGCAAAAAGGGGAAGGCUCCAAAACCAGCUAAGACAGGAGAAGACGAUGAGGACGCCAGUCUACAAAAAGGCCUCAAAUUCAACUUAAUCAAUGAGAAUGUCAAUGACAGUCCCAGAAUCCACCUGCCCCUUAACUAUCCACCAGGGAGCCCUGAUCUGGGGCGCCACUACCGCUCCAACUCCCCGUUACCAUCCAUCCAGCUGCAGCCACAGUCACCGUCUGCCUCCAAGAAGCACCAGGCUGUUCAGGACCUCCCUGCCACCAAUACCUUCGUGGGGACGGGCGACAACAACUCUACUGGCUCCGACCAAUAUUCGGAUUACAGCUACAAGGCCAACCCACCCAAAUACAGCAACAAACAGCUGCCCCACCGUCGAGUGACCUUCUCUACGGCCAAUCAGGCCCAGGAUCUGCAGGACGCAUCCCAGCACAGCUAUUACGACAGUGGCUUGGAGGAGUCGGAGACCCCCAGCUCCAAGUCAUCGUCGGGGCCGCGGAUCGGGCCUCUGGCUCUGCCGGAGGACCACUACGAGCGGACCACACCUGACGGCAGCAUUGGCGAGAUGGAGCACCCGGAGAACGAUCUCAGGCCUCUUCCCGACGUGGCAAUGACCGGUAAAUGCACCCGGGAGUGCACAGAGUUUGGCCACUCUGACUCCUGCUGGAUGCCCGGCCAGCCUUCUCCCAACCGCAAGGUAUCCAAGAAUGCCCCCAAGCUCUCCACCUUCGUGCCUUACCAAGAGAUGGACGGGCAGGAGCAGCUGAUGGCCAACGGCAGCCCCAAGCCCCUGCCGAUGGAGGAGCGUGGACCAGGUGGUGGCGGCGGUGGCAGCAGCUCCAAAGUGGCCAACAUGCGUUUCAUGACACCCUACAGCAGUGCCUACCCCAGUGGCGGAGAUUCAUCCAGUAAAGACUGUGGGAUGGAGGAGAUCCCGCUGAGCCAGGCGGUGGAGUACCACUCAGCUACCACUCCAACCGGCCAAACCUCCAAGAGGGAGAUCUACCUGUGAGGGCACAGCUCUCCACCUUAAAACCCACACUCAUCGCCCAGCGCUCCCCACCGUGCCCUGUCGCUGCUCGCCACCACCUGUUGCGCCCCCUCACAGCUGCCCCCUGUGCCUAUAACUUGCUGUGCCACAGCACCUACUCCCCCUUUUACCUUUUUUAUAAAUGCAUCUACCUACAAGGCUUUAGCCCCCUCCACCUCUGCCCACACACACCCCCACCCCCUGCAAAAACCAAUCACAUGUAAAAUAGAAGAAAUUCAAAUCAAUUAAUGAAAAUGCGGCUUGAGCUGCUUUGGAAGGAAUGUAAACUACACCACAUUGUUGUGAUAAUUUAAAUGGGAAACUAUUUAGCUACUCACGUUUUUCAGCUGGAUUUUUUGUGUUGCUUUAACUUUGUUGCUGUGUGGGACCAGAAAACGGAAAAAAAAAAACCCAAACCUUCCGGGGGGGUGAAGGGAAAUAACUUCUUGUAAAUCCUACUUAAGUAUACUGUGUAUUGCUAUCUAUCCUCAUUUUCUUUUUUUGGAUUUACUUUUCUUUUUAGUUUUUCUCUGUCACCUUCGAAGACACAGGGAAAUACUAUGUUUUUAAGCCAAGUUGCAUCAAAUCAACUGGCUUGUUUUUGUCAGGAGCAGCUCAUCGUUAACGUGAGACGUUUGUAGAAAGACAGCUGUUUUCCAAUCUCGAGAUAUUUAGGGUUUUUUUUUCUUUAUUUUGCUGCAGAGAAGUCUUUUUUUUCAUUGUACAGGCUGUAAAUAUUACAAACAGUGACAGUGGAAACUGCUGUGGCAGAGCGGAUCCGUGGCUGUUAAUCUUUCUGCAGCUCUUCAUGUAACACUGGACUGAAAAUGGUUGCAUGUAGAGAGAAAUGAUGCCGUGGCAUUCGCCGUCACACUGCAGGAACCUGGACUCUUGAGCAUCACCAACGGUGCCGAGUUACAAACACAAGACUUUUUAAUCAUUUUUCCUCUGCUGUCCAACACUGGAACACGGUGGAAUUUACGUUAACGAGGAAGCAGAAACAUUAGAGGUGCACCGAUACAACUACAUACAGAACUGAAGGAAACCUAAGUGCUUCUUUCAGAGUCUCAGAAUCUAAGAAGCGAUUAUAUUAUUCAUGCUAUUGUCAGUAGUAUACCAUAAUAUGAUAAACUUAAACAUGAAUGUUACAGAAGGGUAUCCAAAAAUAGUCAAAUGAUGGUUUUCUUGCAUCAAACUGAUCAUUUUUCUUUCUGGCAUCGAAUUAUCUUCCACCUGUGUUAUGAUACAUUCACAUGUGAGAGACCUAAAAGUUUAAAGUGCUCAGCUUAAGGCAGCAUUGUUCAUCGUAAAGAAGAAAUGAUUACUCUGUCAAAAAAUCCGUUUAUUGUGCAGUUUCUGAUAACGGAUUGAUUACGAGCAUUUGCAUUAAUGAAGCCGAAAAGGUUAAAAAAAAAUUUAAAAAGCUUUUCAAAUUAGUUAGAGUUUCGGCUUCUCCAGUCUGAAGACUUCCUGCUUUUCUGUAUAUCAUUCUGAACUUAAGUGAGUAGCUUUUAGUUUGUCCAGUGGCUCCUGAUCUCACAGAUCUUUUGAGAUUAAAAUUUAUAAUCCAGUUGAUCCAAAUAAACAACUCAAUAAAGUGUUAAUGAAGAAUCGUCAUAGCUGUAGCUCUACAGCCUGGAAGCUUUUAUUUCAGACUCAAUAAAAAGUUUGUCUUGUGACAUCACAGGAAAGGUUUAGAAGGAAUUCAAAUACCAGGGUUCACACUCCAGGGAGCAGAACAUGAUCCAUGCAUUGCAACCUGUUGGAUCUCAACAUUUCUGAUGUUUGCAUCAUCCCCAAAGAACAUGAAUGUUCAGGCAUUAUUUAAUAAAAAUCUUCUUGUAGUUGUGAAUCAAACCAUAAUCAUCCUUGAGAUUCAUCCUCUGAAGACCAUGAAUAUCCACAGGGAGUGUAAUAUUGCUCUGUUUGCUACCACUUUAGGGUCAUAGUCACUGCCUACAAUAAGUACUACAUGAGUAUCUGUAUUCAUGCAGUCAGUGUCUACUAUUAUCACCAUGCCUGCUUGCAACUACAUGACACCAAGGUCGCUGCUGACCAUUGUCCAAGGCACAGUUGUGACUAGACUACAUUCAAUUCGAUGUUCAUAAAAAAGGAUCACCCAGCCUCAUGACUCACGGAGCUUAAAGUGUUGUAAGGUGGGGUGGGUGUGGCUUAGAAGGUCGACCAGGUCAUCUACUAAUUAGAAGGUCGAUGGUUCAAUGCCUAGCUGCUCCAGUCUGCAUGUAAAAGAACUGGUAUAAUUCUGAACCCUGACGUUUGAAUAGAUAGGAAGCACUUAGGCGUGCAGUAAUGGGUGAAUGAGGCUUGUAGUAUAAAGUGCUUUGAGUGCUCAAGGAGAGUAGAAAAGCGCUUAAUAAGUAUGAGGCCAUUUACCAUUUUAAAGCAUGCCCACAGGAAGCAUUACUGAUUUUAUUUGCUUCUUCAGAGGUGAUCGUCAUCAGCAGCACAUCCAUGUCGCACUUCUUACCACUGCUAGCUUGGAAGGCUACAGCGUCAGGAGCUCACUUUUAGAAAGUAAAUGAAUAUAAUCUAAGAUUAAUGAUUUCCAAAAUCUUCACUGAAUCUUUCAAAGCUUCGCAGAGAGCGGAGAUGUUGUUUGCGAUGCCUGUUUUGUUUUUGGAGGCAGUCCCACAAGCACAAAGCAGCUGUAGGCUUCCUGAUGCUGACAGUCCACAGAGUGUUAUGGCUCCUUUAUCCUUUACAGCUGUGGUGGGCUUCAGUGUGUUUGUGGUGACUGUGGUGAAUGUUUCCCUGCUGUUUUUCGAGCUUGAAGGAAGAGCUCUCCAGUCUUUGUCGCCGCUCGUUAUUUCCCACCUCUUUACCUUCUCAGUGUGAGGCCGAGCCGUGCAGCGUUUAGCAGAAGUAUUUAUUAAACCUGUUAGCUGUGUGCAGCGGGGGAGGUGGCUGCCAUUUCCUGCAGUGCUGAAGUCGCACAGGAAUGCAGGAUUAAUGACACCUGUACAGGCUCGAGUCCGCUAACACCCCCUCUGCACAGCACAGCACAGAAACUCUAAUUACAACCCGAGGCUCGGCAUAUUACCGGCAAUAAUUUGCACCAGUAAAAGUGAGCUGGUUUGGAAGUUCAUUCAUUCCGAGGCUCAUGUUAAUGGCUGCUGAGGAUAAUGUGAGAUUUCACCUGUAGUGAUGCACGCCAGCUGGGAGUGGAUGGAUGAAAGGAAAGGCAAAGUGAGAGAGUGUGCUGCAAAAAAUCUCCCGAACAAGUCAUUUAGUCUCACACUGAGCUGGAAAGUCAUAAAAUAAAGCAAAAACUGUGGUGAGAUUAUUUUCACCCGCGUCCAUCCCAAUCUGGGAUUUACCUGACAGCUUCUCAGGCAACUGAUUAAAACAUUUACAUUUACUCUGAUGUAUAUUUUCAGGAAGGCUUGUGUAACUCUAACCUAGAAUCAAGGUCAGAUGUUGCGUUUUAUUGAAGAGCCAUUUCAGAACAUGCACAUAUUCACCCAUAGGAGAACUACUUCCAGCAAAGUACAACUGAUGGCUGAAAUUAAGCAACAUAUUUUCAGAAUUUACAAGAAAGUCAUUCAAUUUUGUUCACUUUUCUCAAGGCCCUCUCUUUUAUUUUUAUUCUCUUUUAUUCAUGUCCCCAUAUAAAACUACUACCCAUAAAUGCAGACAGUAAGAUAGGCAUUAACCAGUCCAUGUGUGAUUGUCAGUUGCAUCAGAAGAAUCCACAGUCUGUGAGACUCUCGGCUAAUAGAAGCAUGGCCGCCUCUGUUUGUGUCACCUGGUGCGAAUUUGGAUCAAUUCACAUUUUUGCACAGAGAGAUAAUCACAUAACACAAAAACUCUGUUUUGCAUUUAGUCUGAACACAGCGUAACAUGCACCUUUUUCUUUUUGCAUAAGCAUAUUUGGGCCUGAAGAAGAAAUGGUAAUGCACAUCUACUAGGUGUUCAUAAUUAGAGAUUUAAAAUUAUAAAUCCCUUUGCCUUAACGGCUUCAUCAAAUUAAGACUGUACGGAGAAUAUAACUCUUCAUGUCUUCUAAUAAUUGUUGAAAGGCGCUACAAAAUCUGGUAAUGUUGCAAAGACUGGUUAAAAUGAAAAGUGCAUGUGCAGACUCUGCAUCCAAAAAACUGAUUUUGAUCUGUAAUCUGAAUACCAGCAAAUUUGCCUGACCCACUCGAUUCUGGAAGGAGACAGAUGUCCCUUUGGGCUUCCGUCAGGAAGGGCAUUCAGCAUUAAAAAAUCUAACAAAUGAAACAUGCGGAGCUACUCACUGUGACGAGCCAUUGGGAAAAAGAGAACAGCUGACAGUAGCUUUAUCUGCAGAUUUGUCAGUCCAUCAAUUAAAAAACAAAAUGUUCAUUUUAAUUAAAAAAACCUCUUCAGUUAAUCCUACACAUAUAUAGGACUUAUACAUGACAGAUAUUAAAUUCUGCGAGAAAGUGAAUCUGCCUCAUGUUGUCAUUUCCAGAACUGCUCCCUUCCAGAAAAAGGCAACAGAUUUGUGACUGUCUCACUCACACGAGCACAAAAGUCUUGAUGAGCCUAAAUGACUAGUCAUUAAUGUUUUACAGCAUGUGACAUGAACAUCCUUUUUUCACAGUCAAAGAGGGAACAUCAAAGCGAUGCCAACAAGCUGAGAUGCCAGCGAAGAAAACACGGCAAAUUGGGGCUAUCGGAAGGGUCACGCAGAGGUCGUGUUAUUGUUCUAUUAGGCAAACAGUCGCCUUCACCAAGAGUUUCACAGUGAUUCAUGGCGCUGCCUUUUUGCGGGUGUUUUUGAUGCAUAAUUGCUUCUUAUUUUAGCAUUUAGCAUUUGGUGCAUUGAAGCUCUCCGUGUGGGCUGUGUAUGGUUCAAAGCGAGGUUUCUCCGUUGCCUCGACGAUAUUUGAUUUUUGAUUGAUGCAUCUCCCUCUUAAGAACCUGCACACACGGUCAUUGUGUUCUGCAUAUAAGUCAGCCAUCAUUCAACCACCAUUCAGUCCUCACUGUGACACAGAUUUAGAGUUCAUAGGCCCCAGCGCAGCUCCUCGCCUUCCUCGUUCUUCCUCGGGUGAUUUAAAGCUCAGAGCUCGGAUUGAUUAUUUACAGGCCAACCUUAGAGGCCCAUGUUGACUUUCCUCCUUCCUUUUCCCCUUCCCACGCUUCAAAUUCAGCGUGAGUGAGUAAUUAUAUUCUUUUCUGUGAUGCUUACCCACAGCCUGGAUGGGCGAUAAACUCCCAAGUGCCCGACGUCUUAUGCUGUGCAAGGCAAAGAUAGGGGAGAGGGGGAGAGGUCAUAUAGCAUCGGUAUAACCUCAGCUCUUUCGCAGCAAUUAACCCCAGACAAAGAAAAAUGAACCCUGGUAAUACCUGAUGACCUUUGGUGAACUCUGCUGUCGCUGUUUGCUCUUUAGGCCUCCCGUAGUUUUGCUUGUGCAUUAAAGCAAACACAGGUACUGCUGGCAUGUUUGCACAGUCACAUCAGGCUUACGAUGCUUAUUACAGGCAUGAAGAAAUGUGUCAGGGCUUGAGCGUUCCUAUAUUAGAGGUCCAAAAGUACGUGGACACGUAAAUGUUCGCGUCUUAUUGUUAAACAUGUGGUUACAAUAACAACCUCUGGAGCUGAAAAAUGAAGCAAAGUGUGAACUGUCAGAACUCCCAUGUUUACUGCAGCCUUGUGGACAACGUCCUCCAAUUCUAGGGUGAAUUAUUAUUACUAUUAUUAUCAUCAUUAUUUUAAGAUUAUUAUCCUUUUAAAUUCAUAUGGGUGUGUGGCCAUUUGAUUGACCAAAUUAGCCAUUCAGUACCGGCUUGUCCUCACCUUUGUUAAUCUGAGUCACUAAACUGGACUUCUCAAGUGUAGUUGUGCUGUCGGUGUACUUUGAGCAUUUCUAAUGGGCUUACUGGACAAAUGAAAUAGCUUACAUUGCGAUACAGCCCAUACAAGAAGUCUUUGCUUCCACUGUGAUGUAUGAAUUUCAGUAUUUCAUUUGUAUCUUAGCAGAUGAGUGGGUCUGUGUGUUGAGGUGGAGUGCUAAGUAAUCAGCUUACUACGAUGCUUCAAAAUGUGGAGCCCACAGCCAAUGGGAGAGGUCAUGGUGGCUACAUCCAUCCAUAUACAGUCGAUUACAUCAUCACGGGUACCAGCAGAUUUUGGAACCCAGUAACAGAAAUUUGCAGUUGUUUGGUAACAAAGCCUGUCAUGUGGUCCAGCUUAUCCCAAAGGUGUGAGCUGUGGUUGCGGUCAGGCUCAGGUUACAGCAGAGUGGGAAAACCAUUUUGAGAAAACUUUUCUUCUUCUGUUCUUUUUUCAAGUAAAGCACAGAGUCAAACUAUGAAGUUCAAAAAAUCUGAAAAAAAUGUUGAUUAGUUCAGAUAGAACCAGCCAUAUCAUAUACGGAACAACAGUCAUUUCAGACUUUUUUGCUAUGUUAGGUAAAAACCCCACAUCAAAAGGAGAACCAGCAAGAACUUGGCAACAGUCAGUGUUGGGUGUAACACAUUACUGUAAUCACAUCACAUCUUUCAGUAAUGCAGAAAUGUAAUGUGGGUGUAUGCAGACUCCAGCCCAGCAGCCAGAGACUGAACGUCAGCAGUCUCUGCAGUGAUGAGCAGUCAGGGUUACACCUCAGUUUCUACCUGUUCAUGUUUCUAAACUAGAAUCAUUGUGGCGAUGGCUUUGAAGUCUCUUUUCAUCUGGUUUCCAUCUUUGCUUUGUGCUGUGUUCAUAUGUAAAUACUGAAGGAUCAUAUAUCCUCAUCAGGAAUAAGGAUUUAUGUCGGUGUGUGGGACUGUAGCGUGAGGUUUAUAUUAACUGGUGAUUAUGAGACAAUGUGUUUCAGAUAAUCCUGCAUAGUAACAAGAAAUUAAUAAAUGAGUAGUGUAACAAAUUACUUUCUCUGGUGAGCAUACUGCAUUACUUUUAAGAAACAUGACAACUAAUGUGUAAUGCAUUACUCUUUUAAGUAAAACAGGGUUCCGGUGAGGAAGGAGAAAUUCUUUUUACCAUAAAGACCCCUGAGCCAACAGAGCCGGGCUCAGGGAAAGGCAGCCAUCUGCUGUGAUUGGUUUGGUUGUUAAAGGUCUCUGUACUCCUCUUCAGUGUCUUCACAAACAAGACAGUCCUCCAGCAGACUGGGCCUAUAGCAGCAUAACUAAGGGAGGGUUCAGGGUCACCUAAUCCAGCUUUAUUAAAAAGGGAUGAUAAUCUGAGGCUAAUAUUAAAAGUAGACACAGAUUUUUUUGUAUUUUUUUUGGAGGGGGGGCAAUCUGAAACAUUUGCAUGACCAUAAGUGUUUGGUCUCUCAAACAAGCACUUCCUGCUCCCUGGUGGAACACGUGAACCCCAAAAUCCACCACCACCCAUCAGCCCCUAGCAGAACUGCUGUCACACACACAGGUGUCUCUGCAUGCAGUGCACUCACAUCCUACUGCCUUUAAAUAGAGGGAGCUUUCCAGUUACAGAAAAAGAGUAUAUCUGUGUUUAUUUCUGAUACUGCCAAAGUAUAGAAUAUUAGAUAUUCCAGAAUAAAUAUAGAUGAUAAAAAUAUUCAGCUGGGCCUGAGAGAAAGAAAUAAAACAGCAAUUUAAUGGAUAAUCUUUUUAUGGCGCUUGAGUCAGCUGCAGUUCGUCCUUUCAGUCAGCAAACACAGACAUGAGGAGCUUUACCUUAUAAAAAAUCUGAUGCGUUAUCAAAUAUAAGCAUCUCUAAGGGAAAAGAUAUUGAUCAGAAACUGUAUUUGACAUUCAUAGCUGAGUGCAACUUAAUGCAUAUGUAUCUACAGUUUUCUUUCCUUUUUCCGCCUUCAUACUUCUGUGCAGCUUUUACUAAUAAAACGCAGCGAGUUUACCUCUCAAAAUCAUUCGUGGAAACUGUUUUAGAAUUAAAACGCAGACCUUAAAUUAAAAAUAUGCUUUUUGCCAUUUCAAAAUGUUUUGGCACCAAAACAAAAAAACAUUGGUUUACCCUUGAUGUAUUAUUAACAGCUAAAGUGCCCUACCAUAGUUUGCUUCUGAAACACUUUAUAGACUGAUUUAUGACUCCAACACAUAAACAUCUCCCAGGAACAGUUUAUUUUUAAAAUACACAUUGGUUUACUACUGACAGGCAUUAUUUAUGUAUGAAAUCCACAGCUGUACUUAACAGAGGAGAAAAGUUUGGUUUCCUAAAACGCAGACUGUGUCUCAAGUCGUCAGACUCUCAGCUGAACUUAUUUAUAGUCAUUGUUUAAUAAUGACACGAGUCAUUGUGACAUACCUUUGACAUACACGUGUUACAAACUCUCGAGCCUUACUCAUGGUUUUUUUUGGCGCUCUCACCUGAAGCUUAAAUUCACUUUAAAGAAAAAAGAAGCAAUCUAAUCUUCCAAGGCUAAGAUAAAGAAGGAUUAUGUUGAACUCUAAAUCAUGAAAAGUCACUCAAAUUUCAACACAAAGAUCAAUGGACAAGCAACAACCAGCUCUUAACUGGAUGCUGUUGCUUUGUACAACAGUCCAGUGUUGAUUGAUUGAUUGAUUGAUUGAUUGAUUGAUUGAUCAUACUUUAUUCAUCCAGAGGGAAAUUGGGUUAAGGCUGACAGCCGUGUUCAUUAGAUCAGCUUUAGGAGAGUACAGUUUGAGACGCAGUCUGUAGUUCCUACUUUUAAAACAUUUUCAUGAACAGCCCUGAUCCAGCUGUGAAACUCUGGUGGUCCCUUUAUGGAUCACGUCUAUAUCUGUGAGUUCAGCUGAACGGUGGAUUCUACAGUUUGAACAAAAGGUGAAUGUUUUUGGUUUGCGAGUCACUCAGUUUUGCAAAAGGUUCGCUUUGUUCUAAUACACAACGGGAUUGAUUUAAUUCAGCAUUUUUCCCUCCUCGGGCUGACUCUGUCAGCGGUGUCGUGAGUCUGUCGGUAACAUAACGACUCAGUGAAUUCAUCUUUCCUCUCUCUUUCUUCUGUCCACUUAUAUUUAGACCGGAACCACUUUGUGGCUCUCGUGUAAUCGGUGUUUUUAUAUCUGGGGCGUUUGCAUUGAUAAUUGUGUUUAAGUCACAGAAAUAAACGGCAGCUUCCAUCACAUUUAACUCAAAGGGAAACAAGAGACCUCUGUUUAUUAUUGAAAUUCUUCAUAACUGCCACAUCUCUGCUUUGCCUGAUCUAUUUAAGGGUCAGUUUUAGGCUCAAUGUUGACUUUUGUAAACAACUUUAAAGAGGCUGAACUAAGUGUACUUGAACCGUCAUGACUUUUACCCACUUUGAGCACCAAAAGCCUUGGUCCUACAUUGAACAUUACUGCAUCAGACUCUAAACUCAUGUUUGAGGUUUAGCUAUUAUUUUUGAUGAAAAGACCAUUUGGCCACCAUUUGAACGCCAUUGUCACCACGCUAAUUUGAUUUGCGUGACGGUAACCGGUGGAUUCUUUUACUUGCACUUCUGGAGUGCAGAAGUCUACAGAAUAAAGGCGGGCGAUCACAUGAGAGCUGCAGACGAGUUCCACAUGAAAUCACGUGAUAGACUUUGGAGUGGCUUGCUGUUUUUUGGUUGUGUAUUAUACUGAGGCUGGAGUCUCCGCAGUCGAAGCUUCAGCUGAGCAUGAAACAAACCAACUUUAUAAAUAUUAUACAUUUUUGUUGUUGUCACAGUUGUUUUAUCAAUGUUAUGGAAUCAACACUGCUAUAGACAUACUGUAUGAAUAUAAAUGGUUGUUGCUGUUUUCUUACCAGACGCGGCGUGUAAAUGAUGAUGAUGAUAUCUGUUUUCUGAGCAGGCAGACUGGACUCUGUGUUUUCUAUUUCUUUACUCCAUCGUGACUGAAAACCAGACCCGGCAAGCUGAAUGGAGAAUGUGAAAGUUCAGAGUUAUUUUGCGAUUACACAAUCAAUAAAAUUCAAUGUUGAUUUCCCAAAACAUAAAACAGUUGAUCUCGACAAUAAGACGAGAGCCACGUCUUGGUUUGGGUGAAAUGGAUCUUUGUCGACGGUGCCUGCAGACACCUUUACCAUUACGCAAUCUCUUUGGGUGACGCAACAACAAAAGGGGAAGAAUACAAAAUUACAGAAUCAUGUUCCUACUUAUCUCACGUAACUACGUCGAUUUUUCUGGUAAUGAUGAGCAAAGGAUGCGAAAUCUGGAGAGAAACUUGUCGUUUCGGUCUAAUAGUAAACAGAAUUUCUUGGAGCUCCUAAAGUGCUAAUCUGUGCUUUUUAUGUGUGUUAUUUUGUGUGCUGAAAUUAAAAGGACUUUAAGGGCUCCAUUAAAAUUCUUUGAAGAAAGAAAUUAAUCAGUUUAUAAUCACUUCUUUUGAAGUCUUUAUUUAUCUCCCAGAGAUAUCUGAUGGUUACAAAAAGAAGAAAAAGAGAAGAAAUCGGGACCGCAAAUCAGCCAGUGAAAAAAUAACUACAACAAGGUUAUCAUCAUCACACAAAGUGAUGUUAGUCGAGAUGACUAUUGUAUAAGGUUGUUUUUUUUGUUUCUCUUUUUUUUGAGAAAGGCAAAGUUAUUUAUUCGAGAUGUGGUUGUGAUAAUUGUUUAGGGUCCUGAAAUUAUUUUGUUGUAACCUUGGAGGUAAAAAUCCCAGAAAAAAAAAUUCUAAACGGUGGCAUUGGGCUUCCUUGUGUGAAGGAUGGAGUAAAGAUUCAUAUUGUUUUAGAAGAGAAGAAAACAGCAGGACAGAACCGCCGAAUCACUUUUCGUCUUUACAGGAAGUCCACGUUUGUAGCCUAAUUGUUGGUUGGUUAUAUUUAUAUAGGAAAAAUGCUAGUGAUGCCUUGUUUUUUGUACAGUUUUAUGUACAUGCAAGUGUAGGUUUUUAAAAAAAAUGUCAAUAAAAAAUAUAUAUAUAUUCAAACAACAUGAAGGAAGUCUGACCUUGAACCUGUAGGAUUAUAUCGUCUCAAGUACCGUAGGCUCUAUUAAAUGUAGGAGUGAUGCGUCAGGCUCAGAGCGGAGGUUGGCAGUGCGCCUCCUCCAGUCACCCGUCUGCUUUACCGCUUUCUGUUCUCUCAUGUUCGUCUCAGCCGAGUCUUAAGACAAACUGUACAUGAAUUUUUGUUGUUUUCAGUCUUUUAAUUUUCUUGGAGGAAGUUGGGUAAUGUGUUUGUUUGAGCCUCAUCUGUUCUCUUUUGAUCAACAUUCGCAUGUUUGAAUUUGAAAAAAAAAAUGUGGUCUUUUAUUUUUGCUGAGCAAAUCAAAGAAAUGAUAUCUUGUAAUUACUCCUUCCUUAUAGCUUUACAAUAAAAUA
Molecule: messenger RNA, 15582 nt
Organism: Pelmatolapia mariae (spotted tilapia)
Lineage: Eukaryota; Metazoa; Chordata; Actinopteri; Cichliformes; Cichlidae
Product: protocadherin-1-like
Exons: 5
Coding region: 730-4377 (1215 amino acids)
Biological process (GO): homophilic cell-cell adhesion
Cellular component (GO): plasma membrane
Molecular function (GO): calcium ion binding
Source: RefSeq, a predicted model, not a curated record